AGGAUAGGCCUAUCCAAGAACCUUUGUGGUCAGCAUUAGACUAAAAAUCCAUUGUUUCCGAACCUCAUUCCCCCCUCUUCUCUCAGCAAUGCCGUCUGUGGUCAGUUUACAAAACAGUUAAUAAUGUCAUCUUUUGUUGCUCUUCAUGGCCUGCAUGGCUCUCUUCACCGAUCCCAGUUCCUUGGCCAAGACAGCCUCACUCAUCUCUACCCUCGCAACAAGGCUUCCACCAUUCACAACAAGCCUACAACGGUCCAACCAUGUGCCAAAUUAGACAUGCUACAAAUCCUGGGAGGAAGAGGACUAUGCAAUGGAGAAGAGGGCCUCAAACAAGAGCUGAAGAGGGAAGUUGGUGCCGAUGAGAAGACACCACCACCAUCAUCAGCAAGUGAAAAUGAGCAAGAGGACUCAGCAACAUUGGCAAGUGUUGCAGAAGAUGGUUUUGAGAAGGAACUUUUGGGGCUAACUGGGGGGUUUCCAGGGGGUGAGAAGGGGUUGAAAAGGUUCAUUCAGGAAAACCCUCCUCCCAAACCAAGUGCUGGGGGGAAAAGCCUGAAACUUGCACUGUCAAAGAAGCCAAAACCACCAGAACUGCCUCUGUUGCUGCCAGGGAUGAUUGCCAUUGUGAAAAAUCCAAACAACCCCUUUUACAUGUACUGUGGUAUUGUGCAGAGAAUCACAGAUGGAAAGGCAGGGGUUCUCUUUGAAGGAGGGAACUGGGAUAGGUUGAUCACGUUCAGGUUGGAAGAACUUGAGCGCAGAGAAAAAGGCCCUCCUUGUAAGAAUCCCAAGUCUGCUGUGCUUGAACCGUUUCUUGAAAAGAAAUCAUAGUUAAGCUCUUUGUUUCAAUUUGCAAAACAUGUUCACUUCUGUAUCAUAUAUUUAUAUAUGUAUCUGCCUUUCUGACAAAUAAAGCAUAGCUGAGUGUUGCUACUAGUA
Messenger RNA from Cajanus cajan (pigeon pea), 939 nucleotides. It is a transcript of the gene NDHS, whose product is annotated as NAD(P)H-quinone oxidoreductase subunit S. NCBI's taxonomy places the organism in Eukaryota, Viridiplantae, Streptophyta, Magnoliopsida, Fabales, Fabaceae. Gene Ontology annotation, biological process: photosynthetic electron transport chain. The record is from RefSeq and is a predicted model, not a curated record.